CAGUUUCCUCGACGGUAUAAGCGCACCCUGAAAAUUCAAGAUGCAGACCUAUCAGCCCGCGUACAGAUAUCAAGCCCAUGCCGAUCGGUGGCAGAAUAUCCAGCAAAGGGAUGCGAUCCAGGUUCUCUACCAUGCCAAAGGUCAACUGGAAACCACUCUCGAAUGCAUAGGGUGCUUCCGAGGUGCACUGCCGACGCUGAGAAUCACUGACGACGCGCUACUCCAGAUCAAACAUACGGUACAUCAAGUUAAUGCAGCGAUGGACACGAUGCGCCAUUGCCUGAGGGACAUAAGCUUCGAUCCGAGGAAUCAAUGGCCACAACCCAUCGCUCCUUUCGCGGCAGUGAGUUCCCUCAUCUUAGGAGUCAGGAGGAAAGAUUGA
Molecule: messenger RNA, 382 nt
Organism: Galendromus occidentalis (western predatory mite)
Lineage: Eukaryota; Metazoa; Arthropoda; Arachnida; Mesostigmata; Phytoseiidae
Exons: 3
Coding region: 41-382 (113 amino acids)
Source: RefSeq, a predicted model, not a curated record